AUGAGCGAAUCACCAACUGCCAUUCCACAAGGUUCAUGGGUCCUUGUUACUGGGGCCAAUGGCUACUCCGGUAGCCAUGUGGUUAUGGAGCUCCUCAAACAAGGCUUCAACGUGCGCGGUACAGUUCGGAAUCUUGAAUAUAGCCAAUGGCUCCUCGACCAUCCCUCUGUAAAGCCGUUCGUUGAUCAAGGGCGGGUAGAGCUGGUUCUUGCCGACACAUCAAAGCCCGACGAUUUCGACGAAGCCGUGAAGGGCGUUGCGGCCGUGAUCCAUCUUGCAAUCGUCAGUGAUAUUUCGCCAGAUCCCGAUACGGCCAUUCCUGCAACGGUCGAGGCUGCCUUGACGGUAUGCCGUGCUGCCGCCAAGGCCCCUUCUGUCAAGCGGUUCGUCUUCUCAUCGACAUUUUGGGCAGCGGUCAUGCCGGUGCCUGGCGAUUCGUCGACAAUCACCAACUUGGAGACGUGGAAUGAAGGUAUGGUAGAGGCAGCGAGGGCGCCACCCCCGUAUGAGUGGAGUCGUAUGCUUCCUGUAUUUUUAGCUUCCAAGGUUGAAGCUGAGAAGGCAGUGUGGAAGUAUGUGGAAGAGAAUGAGCUGCCGUGGGUAGUCAACUCAGUCAGUCCUUGCUGGAUCAUGGGUGAUCCGUUGCAUGAAAGGCAUCUUUUGCCUUUGCCAAUGCAGCUCCUACAGCAGUUGUAUCUUGGGAAAACAGAUGCAAUGCUAGACACUGCAGCUGUAUACUACGCACACGUCUUUGACGUGGCUACCAUUUACGUCGCGGCAGCCAUCGACCCAGAUGUCAAAGGUUCACGCAUUCAGGUCCUGGCUGGAUCCUUGAACUGGAAUGAUUGUUUGGCCAUCUUGCGCACUGCAUAUCCUACUGUCGAGUUCCCGGAUGACUUUGUUCCCGGUAACCCGACUUUGACCUAUAAGAUUGAACAAGAUAUUGCGCUUGGGCUGCUUCAGAAAUGGGCGGGGCGGGAUUGGAUCAGUCCGGAAAGAAGCAUCACUGAGAUCAUUGACUUUUGUAAACAACAAGGAAGUUUGGAUUGA
This is a messenger RNA of Fusarium vanettenii 77-13-4, 1050 nucleotides long. RefSeq lists its product as uncharacterized. The record is from RefSeq and is a predicted model, not a curated record. Bases 1 to 1050 code for a protein of 349 amino acids. Gene Ontology annotation, molecular function: oxidoreductase activity, acting on the CH-OH group of donors, NAD or NADP as acceptor. Lineage: Eukaryota; Fungi; Ascomycota; Sordariomycetes; Hypocreales; Nectriaceae. The transcript has 2 exons.